AUGUCUAUCUCACCUCUGGCUUCCUCCUCUCAACAGAAUACCGCUCCUCGAAGCCGUCUUGAUCAUAUCGCCGAUGCCUUUUUCCAUCCCUUCUCUAGCAAAGCACUCGACCUACUCCCCCGCGGAGGACAAGGAUGGCGAGCAAAGAGUAAACGAGCGGAUCGUAUACCGGAUGAUCCGGACCGAAGUCGAGUGGCUGAUUAUCAUUCCAUUAAUCAACCCACUAUGACCAUCCGAGUACCGAAAAAAAUAUCAACUCCCGUAAAGGUAGAAGCGAAAGUAUGGUUCGCUAAUGAAAGAACAUUCAUUUCGUAUCUCUCCAUGGGUGUACUAUUAGCAACCAUCGCCUCGGGACUCUUGUUUGGGGCCCGAGAUUCUCGGGCUAGAUACUUUGCCCUGCCUAUGCUUUCAUGUGAUUCCGCCGCUGUUCUGAUAUACGGCUGGGCUAUCUUUCAAAAACGAUUGACCAUGAUAUCUGCUAGAGAUCCUCGUAGCUUUGAUCUACUGGUUGGACCGCUGCUCAUCUGUGCCGCUUUAUUCAUUGCCGUCUUGGCCAACUUCAUCUUCCGUCUGCAAGAAGCUCGUCAACACACAAAUCUGAACCCGCUUUCAUUUCAUGUGGCAUGGGCGAUGGCUCAGAGCAAGUCAGGAAUGUCUAUAGUCCAGUGA
Messenger RNA from Tremella mesenterica DSM 1558, 669 nucleotides. RefSeq lists its product as uncharacterized. Gene Ontology annotation, cellular component: fungal-type vacuole membrane; vacuolar transporter chaperone complex. The record is from RefSeq and is a predicted model, not a curated record. The transcript has 5 exons. Lineage: Eukaryota; Fungi; Basidiomycota; Tremellomycetes; Tremellales; Tremellaceae. The coding region runs from base 1 to 669 and encodes 222 amino acids.